This is a messenger RNA of Babjeviella inositovora NRRL Y-12698, 2009 nucleotides long. RefSeq lists its product as uncharacterized. The record is from RefSeq and is a predicted model, not a curated record. NCBI's taxonomy places the organism in Eukaryota, Fungi, Ascomycota, Pichiomycetes, Serinales. The transcript has a single exon. The coding region runs from base 197 to 1861 and encodes 554 amino acids.
CAAUGGCUAGUUGGCUCUGCACGGGUACCAAAAUGUAGCUCCUCUCUCCAAAGACCCUAGGCCGAUCUACCAAGCGUUUUUCUUUCGCCUUAGCCUUUCUCUCUCUUUUCAUUGUAUGGGCAUUACUGAUUGCUAAAGCCCGAGAACUUAAGCCUAUCACAACCAAGGUUACUAGAUAACACCUUUUUAUACUACCAUGUCUGCCGCCGUUCCAGCCGCCGCCAUCACCACAGACCCAGCUGCUGUUGCCGCUACAGACCCAGCUGCUGUUGCCGCUACAGAUCCGGCUGCUGUCGCCGCUACAGGUCUGGCUGCAGUCGCUUCCACCACUGCAAGUGCCGCUGUUGUCGGUGCUGCCACUGCCGCCGCCUCGACCCCAGGUGUGGUUGGAGCCACUACCGCGACAUCGGCUACAGUAGACUCUGCCACCGCUCCCGUCUCUACUGCUAGCGUGGCCAACCCAGCCACUUCUGCCACCACUGCCCCAGUUGAACUGGUGACCAGCCCUACCAUCACUCCAGAGACUUCCACCACUACCACCCCAGCCACCGACACCUUUGCUUCAACUGCAGAACUGACUGUUGCUCCAGUCAGUACGCCUGAAACAACAGCUACAUCAGCUGUACUGGCCGUGACCACAUCUGCCGCGUUUACUCCUGCUACAACCACCCCCACGACCACCUCUAUGGUCAACCCUACGACCACUCCUUCGACCACUUCCUCGACCACCCCCACCUCUGCUCCAACCUCUAAAGGCGACGGAAACGUGACAUUGACCAACCUAGUGACCACCACCGAAACCUCCUCUGACACAGGGCUCCCCACGGUUGCCACCACCGAGGGCUACACCCAGCACUACAUUAUCACCGACUCCCAGACCACAAUUUCCACACAGCUUACCACGAACACAGUCUUCACGUUGUCGGGAACUCAGGUGCCAUCCUCCGUGGCUGCUGCCAUGACUGCUGCAAUCACAACGGACUACGCAUUCUACCAAUCCACCUUCAACAUCAAGAGUUCCACCAAAAAGAGCGUCAACACCGGCGCCAUUGUGGGUGGUGUGGUUGGUGGUGUGGUUGGUGCCUUCUGUAUAAUCCUAGCGUUGUUCCUUUUCCGCAGAUAUAAGCGCAAGAAGAAGUCGCAGUUCGAAUUGGAUGACGCUGCUGCGGAGGUUCUCCCUGCCGAUAACUACGAGAAGGAGGGCUACCUCACCAACUUGGACCGCGACGAUACCUUCAACCACCCUAUCUCCAUUAACUCUAACAACCACAAGAACUUGGCGAUGGGUGGCACUGCUGCCUUUGCGGCCCAGCAGCUCCAGAAGACCCAGCCAGCGGACUCAUACAGGGGCGUCACCGAUAUUCAUCACUCAAAUUCCGUGGGCUCCAGUCGAUACACCAACUCCAACUACCAGGACCUGACGGCGCAACAGAGAUACCCGUCAACCUCCCAGACCAGUGCCUCCAACCUUCGCUAUGGCGGUGCUCUUGCUGGAGGUACUUUCGCCGGUGCUGCGAUAGCCCCUGAUGAUGUGCCGUUGCGCAAUCCAUCCAGAGAGCACCAGCCUAGCCCGGAUACUUAUGAGCAGGAUCCAGACGGGCCUGACGCCGUGUGGAACCAAGGCACCAAUCGCAGCUACUCCGAGCAGCAGUACUACAGCGACGACCACAAUGGGCACAGCGCAAUCUUCGAGCACGAUAACGAGGAGUACGCUGGAGGGCGUAACCACGGCUACGCAUAUGACCCGAACGCCAGCGGUGAGUACGGCUAUGGUGAUGCCUUAGACACCGAGAGACCGCCGUCCGCCUACAAGAAGAAGAACGGCAGUCGUGCCACCUUCAGCGAAGACUUGUCCGAUUAAACCAGUGUGUUACUAUCACCACCCUCAUAGGCACUGAGGCUAGUCCUGGCUCAUGUGCCUUUCCACAUCUGUACUUUCUGUCUAUUCCCGACGCCUUUUUGUCCGCCUUUCCAUCUAAUUUUGCUAUUUGCUUUCCCCUUUCAUGUUU